AUGGAUUUCUUUGGGCAGGGCAAGUCAUGGCCUGCCAAGGACCCCGCCCCCUUCCCUGCUGCUGCUUCAGCCCGUCUUGGUGCUUCUGCUUCUGCUGCAGCAGAGGAAGAGGAGGCGUUGCUGCGAGGGGCAGAGGAGGGGAGAGGGGGGCAAAGGGAGUCAACAGAGUCAAGCAAGUCAACAACGGCGGCUGUAGCGGACUGGGGGUUUGGGCCCAGGCCGGAGCCAUGGGCGCGGGAUUUGGUGUAUGGGUCGGACAUGUGGUGCGAGCAGGUUGCAGCCUUCAUCUCCCAGGUCAUCCAGGAGCCGGUGUUCAUAGCAGGCAACUCCCUGGGCGGCUACAUAGGCGCGUAUCUCGCCGCCUCGCACCCGCACCUGUGCCGCGGGCUCAUCCUGCUCAACGCCACGCCCUUCUGGGCCUUUUCUCCCAACCCCCAUGCUCCCGCGCGCUCUCUGCUUGCGCGCCUCUACCCCUUCUCCUGGCGCGGCACGCUUCCUGUUCCGACACUCCCGCGGCUCGUAGCACGGCGAUGGUGGGACAGUCUACGCCAUCCCACCACGCUGCGCUCGCUGCUCACUCUCGUCUACACCGAUGCAGCACGGCUCACCCCCGCGCUCAUAGACUGCAUAGCCCAGCCCACGCAGCACCCCGCCUCUGCUGCUGCCUUCGCGUCCAUCCUCUUUGCGCCCAAGGCGCGCCUCUCCUUCGACGAGAAUCUCACCACCAUAACCUCUCGCGCCCUGCCGGUGUGCAUUAUCCACGGCCGGGACGACCCCUGGGUGGGGCCCAUGUGGGCGGCCAGAGCAGCCAGAGCUCUCCCACAUGCCGCCUUCUUUGAACUCUCCCCUGCCGGCCACUGCCCCCACCACGAGAGACCACAGGUGGUUAACUACCUCAUCUCCUCCUGGGUCUCACACGUUCACUCCAACUUCUCCAACCCCCUGCCCCUCUCUCCUGUGCCGCACUUCACACACUCCCUCUCCGACUCCCCCUCUCCCCCUUCACUUGCUUCCUCCUCCUCAUCCCCCCCCUCGCAACCCUCCGCUGAUCGUCCCUGGUCGUUCCCUUCCCUAUUGGGGGAGGGGGAGUGGGAGGAGGGUGUGUGGAUAGACGGAGUGGGAUUACGCACCUCAUCAGCAGAGAAGCAAGGCAAUGUGACUGUAAAGAGCGCAGGAGGUCCUUGCGCCGGUCGGAGCACAGCACAUCGCAGUGCGAGGCGCUUUGAAACCAUGGCGCGGAAUUCACUCGCGACGGUCUUCGUAGGAAAUCUCGACCAGCAAGUGGAAGAUCGGAUCUUAUACGAUUUGAUGCAGCAGGCGGGCCCUCUGGUGGAUCUACACGUUCCACGGGAUAAGGCGUCAGGUCAGCACCGAGGGUACGGAUUCGCGGAAUAUGAGACGGAGGAGAGCGCGCAGUACGCCGUGAAGCUCUUUUCAGGGCUCGUCAGGCUCUUUAAUCGCCAGCUGAGGUUCCAGAUAUCCAACUCCGGAGCAAAACCUGCAGCAGCAACAGAAGAUCCUGCUGCCACAGGCAAUGGCACGAGCCGCUACAUCACCAUGUUAGGGGAGAUCCUUACCGUUCAGCCUCUGGAGCUGAAGUUCACAUUUGAGCUGAAGAAGCAGGUGUCGACUUCCUUGCGGCUAGUCAAUGUCACUUCUGAAUAUGUCGCCUUCAAGGUUAAGACAACGUCACCGAAGAAGUACUGUGUGAGGCCCAACACGGGCCUAAUUCCACCUCAGAGUAGCGCGGAGGUUGUGGUGACCAUGCAAGCGCAGAAGGAGAUGCCAGCGGAUAUGCAGUGCAAGGACAAGUUUCUCGUGCAGAGCGUACUCGUGCCGGGCGGAGCUCCCAAGGAAGCCAGCGCCGAUUUCUUCAACAAGGAGAACGGGCGCGAGGUGCACGAGGUGAAGCUGCGCGUGCUGUACGUCGCGCCCCCGCAGCCGCCGUCGCCUGUGGCGGAAACCGCGGAGGAAGGCGGAACGCCCAGCUCGUUCCCCCCCACGGCCAAGGCGGUCGCUCCCACUGACCCGGGUUCCAAGGACGUCACGGAGCUCAAGGCUAAACUCACUGAGGCGAAAGCAGCGCUGACAAAGAUGACGGACGAUAGAAAUGCAGCAGUGAGAGAACUGCAACGACUCAAGGAGCAAGCGAGCAAGGCAGGGAGCAAGGCACCAGUGCAACGGCCAAAGGGAUGGUCCUUCACAGCGCUACUGCUGGCGGCACUGAUCUUCUUCAUUGUGGGGUUCCUGGGGGGCAAAGGCUAUCUCACCUCCUCUCCUGCUGCUGCUUCCUCCACUGAGCUUUAA
This is a messenger RNA of Closterium sp. NIES-65, 2307 nucleotides long. The record is from the annotation of a GenBank genome assembly. Lineage: Eukaryota; Viridiplantae; Streptophyta; Zygnematophyceae; Desmidiales; Closteriaceae.